CCCCCCCCCCCCCCCAAUCCAGCUGGUGUGGUCCUCCCGGCUGCUGUUGUUGAUGCCUGCCUGCUUCCUCGCGUUGGCAGAGCCCAUCUCGCUGUCCCUGGGAGGGGGGAUCGCGCCUCCCCGCCUCGGCUGUGUCGGAGGAGGAGGAGGACGAGCGAGGCAGCCAGAGAGCGCCUUGGCUUCUCCUUCUUCUUCUUCUCCUCCUCCUUCCUCCUCGCCUCCGUCUCCUUCUUCGUCCCUGGGCUGCGCAUCCCCGACAGGCUGAUGGUGACACUCGGGUCCCUGCUCCUCUGGGCUCUGGUGUACACUUACUGCGGGCUCUGCGCCUGCAUUGAGCUGCUGAAACUUUUGUGGAGCCUGGGCACCAAGCCAGGCAAGACCUUCCAGUGGCUGAUCCGGGAGAACCCGCCGGGCUGCCUCAAUGACCCCUCCUUGGGCACCCACUGCUAUGUCCGGAUCAAGGACACUGGGUUAAGAUUCCACUAUGUGGCUGCAGGAGAAAGAGGUAAACCACUUAUGCUGCUCCUACACGGCUUUCCAGAAUUCUGGUACUCCUGGCGUCAUCAGAUGCGGGAAUUCAAGAGUGAAUACCGAGUUGUGGCCUUGGAUUUGAGAGGUUAUGGAGAAACAGAUGCUCCUAUCCAUCGUGAAAAUUACAAACUAGACUGCCUGAUUACAGAUGUGAAGGAUAUCUUGGAAUCUCUUGGAUACAGCAAGUGUGUGCUGAUUGGUCACGACUGGGGUGGAAUGAUUGCUUGGCUGGCUGCUAUUUGUUACCCAGAAAUGAUAACAAAACUGAUUGUUAUUAAUUUUCCACACCCCUCUGUUUUCACAGAGUUCAUUCUGCGACAGCCAUCACAAAUGAUUAAAUCUGCCUACUAUUACUUCUUCCAAAUGCCAUGGUUUCCAGAACUUAUGUUUACAAUAAAUGAUUUUAAGACCCUGAAAAAUCUUUUUACGAGCCAGUCUUGUGGAAUUGGAAAGAAAGGCUCUAGGCUGACAGCAGAAGAUAUUGAAGCAUACCUAUAUGUAUUUUCCCAACCAGGAGCACUAACCGGUCCUAUAAAUCACUACAGAAACCUUUUCAGCUGCCUGCCUCUGCAACACCAUGAAGUCACUAUGCCUACCCUGCUACUCUGGGGAGAAAAAGAUCCCUUUCUGGAUGUUGAGAUGGCAGAAAUCACAAGGAUUUAUGUCAAAAAUCAGUUUAGACUAACUAUUCUGUCUGAGGCAAGCCACUGGCUCCAACAGGAUCAGCCUGACAUUGUGAACAAGUUGAUAUGGACUUUUCUAAAAGAAGAGUCAAGAAAACGAGAGUGACCGUUAUCGCCAGCACAAUCUAAAUGUUCAAAGCUCAAAGUUAAUUGUGAUCAGAGCCUAUUUGCAGCCAACCUUAGGAUGAGCUCUGCUAGAGAAAAUGUUUUCAAUGUACUGUAUGUAAUGAUGCCAAUGUUAUCACAAGAAGGUGGCGUAAGACUAUGUAACAGUAAUGUUGGUUUUACCUGUAUUCUGUAUUUUGCACAUGAGACACUUGCCUUAAAAUGUUUGUGCUUGUACAAUAAGGAAUUCAUAGAGAGUUGCUUAGUUUUGGUUACACACUUGCGUUAAGAUUCUAAUGUGUGGUGCCUUUUACAAUUUAUAAUGAUGACUUCGUGCAGGGGUACCAGGAGUAAAAGAUGUUAUUAGGGGUAUGAUGAUCAAUUUUCAUUCUACUGGUUGAGAUUUUUUUAACUAUAUUUUACCAUUAAAAUGUUAACAGAGCUCUAAAGAAAACGAAAUGUAUCUGGGCACAUUUGAGACCAUAAAAUAAUGACUAAGAAAUAAUUGUACUACGUUGAUAGCUGCUUGUGCGGUAGUGUACACUGAAAAAUAUCUAGGAUGUAUAUUCACACUGUUUCAAAAACUAAAAUAGAGAAUGCUGAACUCUGGUCAUGACUGUGUGUCCUAGUAUUUGCCUCGUUCUAAUAAACUGCAACUGAUGUGGUGCCCUGUA
This is a messenger RNA of Anolis sagrei ordinatus, 1993 nucleotides long. RefSeq names its product epoxide hydrolase 4 (gene EPHX4). The record is from RefSeq and is a predicted model, not a curated record. NCBI's taxonomy places the organism in Eukaryota, Metazoa, Chordata, Lepidosauria, Squamata, Anolidae. Gene Ontology annotation, molecular function: hydrolase activity.